CAGUUUCUGGGAGCAAGAGGCUGCACUUCACCCCCUUCCUGCUCCCUCCUUCACCCCCUGACCCCCUGACCCCCCACACCCUCCUGACCCUCCCACCCCCUGACCCCCCACACCCUCCCAAUCUGCUGCUAAAUUACUGCCUUGCAGCAGCUGGAUCCAGGAAGGUGCAGAGUCUUGUCCAGGACAGGAGACAGUUGCUGGACGGUGGAGACUUGCUGACAGAGAUCACCAAACGAACAUCACGUACAGUCAGUGAGUGCAUUAAUCAGGACCUCGAUAACCAGAGACAGAGAAAUGUCCAUUUGUUUUAUCUACAUCAAAGGUUUAAACGAUCAGUCUGGACUGGGAAAGCUCUGAGACACAUCCUCCCAUCCCCAAGUAAGGGUCUUCCAGCAAACGGACUCUGGGAAAUAAACCCUUGAAGGUGGGAGCCAGCGUUGAACAGCAUCAAACAGUCCCCAGCCCGGAGACACCGUCCCUGUGCUCUGUGGGGAUUCACCAUCAACUGAUUAUACAAAACUCCGAUACACAGCACCAUCCCAGAACAUGGAGAAACCCUGGAAGUGUGAGGACUGUGGGAAGGGAUUCCACUCCCUGUCAACCCUGGAAUUUCAUCGCCGUGGUCACGGCAGGGAGAGGCCAUUCACCUGCUCAGAAUGUGGGAAGGAUUUCCCCAAUUCCUCUGCCCUGCGGAAACACCAGCGCUCUGCAACUGGGGAGAGGCCGUUUGCCUGCUCCGAGUGUGGGAAGAAAUUCCAUGAAUAUUUCACCCUGGUGAGACACCAGCGAACUCACACUGGGGAAAACCCAUCCAGCUGCUCGGAGUGUGGGAAGGUAUUCACUCAGUUCUCCAGUCUGCGUGCACACCAGCGAGUGCACACUGGGGAGAGGCCGUUCAGCUGCUCUGUGUGUGGGAAAGGAUUCAUUCAGUUAGCACACCUCCGCAAACAUGGGCAAAUUCACACCGGGGAGAGACCCUUCAAAUGCUCCAACUGUGAGAAAAGAUUCCGAGAUUCAUCUGCCCUCCGUAUACACCGGCGAGUGCACACUGGGGAGAGGCCGUUCAGCUGCUCUGUGUGUGGGAAAGGAUUCAUUCAGUCAUCACAUCUCCGCAGACAUGAGCAAACUCACAAGUGAAUACAGGAGUGGGACCUGCUGUAAAUCAGCAGUAAUCUCUGUGCUCCUGGGCAGGAGUUACAACACCAUCCUCAUCUGCAAUCCCCUUUCCGUUUUGUAUAUCGUCCUGAUGCCAAACUACAUUGGCUGUUGGUGCAGUGUCACUGAGUCAGAAUCCCGGAAAUCCCUCUCUCCCAGCAUUGUGGGUAUUCCCGAUACCACAAGGACUGCAGAUACAGAGGGCUGCUCAACAUCACCUUCUCAACAAAGACAGGGAACGCUGACCUGGACAGUGAGACUGGAGCCUAAGCAUUGAUUUUAAACAUGAGGGAGUUACCAAUCCGUGACUGAGCCAUGUUCAUUCAGACCGUGGGUGAGGUCACAGGGUCACAGCAGUGCCCACUCUCUCUUUCACCAUUGGACUUCUAGUCAGAGUGACACUGUUCCAGCUGGCACUGCAUCUUCCCCACAUGGGGCAAUGAUCCCCAAAACCUCAGACAGGCCCACCUCUCCCUGGGCUCUCAGGAAUGGUUUACUUCCUGCUCCAAAGUCUGAAAUAAAUCUUUCCGACUGCUCCAUGGCAUCAGCAGCUCAGGGCCCAGGGCAGUCGUAUUUAUACUCCAAGUGAGUCUCCACCCUCCUCACUUCAUCUCUCUCUAGCGAUACAUCCUUGUGUCCCUCUCUCCCUCCUGAAUGUGGCUGGGUAUGGGCUCUCUCUCUCUUUGUGUCUCUCUCUCUCUUUGUGUCUCUCACUCUCUUUGUGUCUUACUCUCUCUCUGUGUCUGUCUCACUCUCUGUAUCUGUCUGUCUGUCUCUCUCUGUCUGUCUGUGUGUGUGUCUCUCUCUCUUGUUCUUUCUCCCCUGCUCUCUCUUUCCCUCUCACUCUCAACAACUUGUGCACAGACACUAUUAUCCCCUCGGGACGGAUUACUGAACUUCGCAAUCUCGGACUAAGCCCCACUCUCUGUAACUGGAUCCUCAGUUUCCUGACCCACAGGCCACAGUCAGUGAAGAUUGGGGACAAUAUUCCAUCGUCACUAACACUCAACACUGGAGCCCCCCCAGGGGUGUGUACUCAGCCCCAUACUGUACUCACUGUAUACCCAUGUAUCGCCAAAUACCACAGUAAUGCCAUUUACAAGUUCGCUGAUGACACCACUAUAGUCUGUCGAAUCUCAGAUGGCAAUGAAACAGACUACGGACGGGAGGUGGAAGUCCUGGAAAAAUGGUGCGCUGAGAACAACCGAGCUCUCAAUGCCGGCAAAACCAAGGAACUCAUUAUUGACUUUUGGUGGGAUGUUAUUCAUGCCCCCCUGCACAUUAACAGCACAGAGGUGUAAUGAGCGGAGAGUGUCAAACUCCUGGGAGUGGUCAUUCACAACAAGCUUUCUUGGACUCUUCAUGUGGACACACUGGUUACAAAGGCCCAACAACGUCUCUCCUUCCUCAGGCAGCUGAGGACAUGUGGCAAGGUGACACAUGCCCUUGCCAACUUUUAUAGCUGCGCCAUUGAGAGUGUUCUGUCUGGAUAUAUCACUCCCUGGUAUGGCAACUGUACCAUUCAAGAUCGGAGACGGUUACAGAGAGUGGUAAACUCAGCCCGGACAAUCACAAAGGCCAACCUCCCAUCUAUAGAAUCCAUCUCCCAGGCCCCGCUGUCAAGGAAAGGCCACCAGCAUUCUCAAAGAUCCAUCCCACCCUGGCAAUGUUUUUCUACAGCCUCUACCAUCGGGGAGAAGGUACAGAAACCUGAACACACGCGCCAGCCGGUUUUGUAACAGUUUCUAUCCAACUGUUGUUAGAAUACUGAAUGGACUCACAAACUCCUAACAUUCACCUGUCCCUGUGUUUUUGUUUUUGCCGCUGUUUCCCUGUUAUUUACUGUCUGCUACUUAACUCUGUGAUCUGCCUGUAUUGCUCGCAAGACAAACCUUUUCACUGUGCCUCGGUAAACAUGACUAUAAAGUCAAUUCAAUUUAA
Hemiscyllium ocellatum (epaulette shark) is the source of this 3096-nucleotide messenger RNA. RefSeq names its product zinc finger protein 239-like. Lineage: Eukaryota; Metazoa; Chordata; Chondrichthyes; Orectolobiformes; Hemiscylliidae. Gene Ontology annotation, biological process: regulation of transcription by RNA polymerase II. The transcript is spliced from 2 exons. Gene Ontology annotation, molecular function: DNA-binding transcription activator activity, RNA polymerase II-specific; RNA polymerase II cis-regulatory region sequence-specific DNA binding. The coding region runs from base 547 to 1137 and encodes 196 amino acids. Gene Ontology annotation, cellular component: nucleus. The record is from RefSeq and is a predicted model, not a curated record.